Molecule: messenger RNA, 2190 nt
Organism: Sporothrix schenckii 1099-18
Lineage: Eukaryota; Fungi; Ascomycota; Sordariomycetes; Ophiostomatales; Ophiostomataceae
Product: yap-binding protein-like protein
Exons: 2
Coding region: 1-2190 (729 amino acids)
Biological process (GO): cellular response to oxidative stress
Cellular component (GO): cytoplasm
Source: RefSeq, a predicted model, not a curated record
AUGGCAGACUCGACCGCAACAGCAGCGCCGGCCCCGGCCACCGCACCGGCGCCUUCUGACGCGGCAUCCGAAUCAAUCGAGGCCCUGAUUGCGGCUCGGCCGCCAGCGACCGAUCGCUUCACAUACCUGACCCUGAUCGAGGAGCACCUGUCGCCCGCGGUGCUGCCCACCCUGCAUGCCGUCCUGCAGGACGCCCCGCUGACCCAGGAGCUCGGCUGGGACCUGGUCGACAUGUUGGUGCCGCUGCUGCCCGCCUCCGAAGCGUGCCUCGACGACGUCGCCCGUCUCGGCAACCCUCGUGAGGUCAUCCUCAAGGUGCUCGAGAUCCUGGAGCGACUGGCACCGAGCAGCAGCCAUGGCGGCAACGGUGCGGGCGACUUUGACGAUGACGACGACGUGGACGACGAGGAGGACAGCAAGGCGCCAAAAGACACAGAGGCGACGACAGUGGCAUUCGUCGCCCUCUUGGGCAUGCUGGCCAUCCUCCACCGCCGCCUCAAGACAAAGUACCCGUCGCGGUUCCUCGAGACGACCCUGCGCACGAUUCUCGCUGCCUACCGGCCGACAAACGCGGCCAUGACCACGGCCAUCAUGGGCUUGGUGCGGUCCCUGGCGGCGCGCCGCCGGCCAGCGCCGCCCAUGCGCCGGUCCGACUCCCAGCUGAGCGAGCUGGCCCUGGCCAAGUCCGCCUCGCCGUCGUCCGCUGCGACGGCCACGGCCGCGGCCAUUACCGCUGCCGAUGCCGCGAAUGCCGCCAAGGCGGCCAGCAGGAGUGCCAUUGGCAAAGUGGGUGCCGACUACGACCGCUCGGACGACGCCGCGGCCAGCGUGCCAGAUCCCGAGGCCGAGGAGCAGGUGGCGCCGUCCGAGGGUGACAUCCAGCAGCGGCUGCUGCAGUCGUUUGUGACCUGCAUCCUCGAAGCCUACGUCAACGCCAACGAUGUGGCCUGGGCGCCGCGUCUGAUUGAGUUUUACUAUCCAAAGCGCGUCGUGCCGGGCCGGCCUACCGAGCUGAGCGAUUUCCGGGAAGACCCCAGCAAGAUUGCGCGGGAUGCGUCCGUCAGCCAGCUAGUUGCCCUUGCCCUGGACCUAGGACUCAAGUACUCAGACGCACUGGUUGCGAGCGUCUCCAAGGGUCCUGAGCGGCGCAACCCAUUUGCCGACCUGGACGUAGCGGAGGGUGGUGUAGACAGCAUUUCGCUUUCCACGGGCGGUGUUAUUUGCCUGCUGGCCUACUGGGUCUUUUCCUCGGACGUGUUCAAGUCCGAUGCCGCCGUCCCCAACCUGCGCGUCUUCCCCGAUUACUACGCCAUCCUCGAGACCUUUCUCGACGGCAACGCCGGCGCCCAGAUUGCGCAGUGGCCGGGCACCGUCGAGGCCCUUGUGGCCAUUGGCCUGUGGCUCGACCACCACAAGCUGUACAGCCGGGGCACCGACACCGUUGCUGCUGCCCGCGCUUCGUACGCGGCCGACGACUUUAUGCCCUACCACCACCUGCUGACGCUCUGCUCCGUGUUCCACCCGUCGCUGGCCGUGCGCAAUGCUGCCACGACACUCGCGGGUUCCGUGCUCCACGCCAACCCGGACGCCGAGGACCGGCUCAAGAUCUUGCAGGACCUGCUGGAGAACUGCAUGUUUGCAAGUCUCAAGGCAUGUGCCGUAACAUGGCUGCGCGAGGAGAUUGUGGCGGCCACGGCCGAGACGGCCGCGACGACCGAGACAGCCGACGACAAGACUCUGUUUGGCGGGCCGGACGCCGUCGAGCAGCUGCAGUACGCCAUCUUCCCGGACCUGCAGGCGCUGGCAGCGGCCGAUGCCGACAAGGCGUCGUCGACACUGGUCGAGUACUGGCUGCAGAACGCGCCGUUCCUACUGCAGGCGGCCAACUUUGCCUAUUUCCUGUUCUGCUCCGACAAGCUCAAGGCUACGGUCGUACCGCCGGGCAUGGGCCCGGCCAUUGAGCAGCGGUAUGUGGAGCCGCUGCUGCAGGCGGCGACGCGCCUGCGCAACCUUGUGGGCGGUGAAGCGACGGCGGCGGCGGCGGCGGCGGCGGCGGCGGGCAGCGGUCGGGGCGGUGGUCACGGCCAUGGCCACAGCCAUGAUGACAAAGACGGAAACGUUGGACUGCAGCAUGCCGUGGUCGACCUCGACGUGCUGACCAGCCGCCUGAGCAGCAUACGCUUUUCAUGA